Penicillium taxi is the source of this 552-nucleotide messenger RNA. RefSeq lists its product as uncharacterized. The transcript has 2 exons. The record is from RefSeq and is a predicted model, not a curated record. NCBI's taxonomy places the organism in Eukaryota, Fungi, Ascomycota, Eurotiomycetes, Eurotiales, Aspergillaceae. Bases 1 to 552 code for a protein of 183 amino acids.
AUGUCUGUUUUUCUUGGGUUUAUAUCGGUUACUGUGAGUUUCAAGGACCCUAUUAGCCGUCUCGCUGAGAAGGACAGAGUUAUCACCGCGACCGGGAACCGUUGGACCCGACUGCGAGCUUGGGACGUGCAGCGAAAUCAACUACAACUUAUCCGCGGUUCGCUAGAUAUCAAAAUCUCAAUCCGAGACCGCCGGCUGAUAUGCGAAAUUCUAGGAGAAAUGGAGGCCAGCCUAAAAGACCUCUACUUCCACUAUGACUUCGGUCCAACUAACGAAAAUGCACUUGAAGUAGGGUCCCUAGGCACUUCUCUAGCAACCGGCUCACUAAGUCGCUUCUCUCACGGGUUACAGGUGGCGCAUCUAGACGCGAUUUUCGCCAAAGGAAGGGUAAGCGUUCACUACUGCGCGUGGCCAAUACUUGCGGUAUUCCCUAGUGCGUGGGGUGUUCCUACUUUUUAUACAGCGAGCGGUACUUGUAUCUCUGGAAUUUUCACCCGUUCGACUUUCCGUUAUGCCAGCGCGAGUGGCAGAGUUAUGUUGAACAUACGAUAA